GGUGUACAGUGAUCAUCUUGUGGUAGAUUUGUUUUCUCAGGGAUAAGUGAUACUCUUUCUCCAAGGUCGAAUCAUCCCUAGGUUUAGGAUGUCCUCAAACCAUUGAAAAGGUCCUACUAGAAUUGAUCAACAUUUCUGCCAUUACCUGUUGAAGGCAGAGCUAAGAAGAUCGUAACUUUCCUCAACUUAGUUACUUUCCAGCUUUGUCAAAUCACAACAAUUAUAAUAUCAGCUGCGUACAGUGGUUCGAAGGAUGAUGCAGCGGUCGCAAGGGUCCACCUUAUCCCGUCAAUGUGCCAAUGCACCUCCCCCAGGACAUCUACUGGCCGACGAGAAAUGGAGAGGGCACGAGAUAUUGUCAAGUCUAAGAGGCCAGGUGUCUGUCAUUCUUGAUGCAUCGCUCUCUCCUGUGGACUUCUACCCAUCCGGCGGAGCUGCUGUCUUAUACCUGACUGAAGCUGACCUUGUGGACUGUGAGAAGUGCGAGCAAAAGUUUACGCGGCUGCAAAAGAUGGGUCUAAACGGCGUGGUGUUGGCAGAGCGCACAAGUCUCUCAGCUACCUACUUUGAUCAGCUUCAGCAGCAGGCUGUCCUCAACUGUUCGCUGAAUGUCGUUCCUGUUUCGUGUCCGGAUGAUGCUGGGCGCAUUCUGGCGACAAUGGUGCGGAAAGCAGCAUCCCAUAGCAAGGUCAACCCGCUGGAAGAAUCAACAAAUGACAAGGUGGCGUGGGACGACGCGUUGCUGAAGGGUCUAUGCACUGUUCCUGGUCUUGGCCGUGUCAAAGCUAAGUCUCUCCUCGUCAAGUUCAGAAACUACAGUGCGCUAUGUAAAGCGUCAAAGCAGGAUUUCACGCCUCUUGUAGGACAGAAGCUGGCAUCAGCUGUAUACAACUUCCUUCAUGCGUAGCGUGUGGAGAAUGCCGCAGAUAGUAGUCAGUUUUACCAUGUUGCGAAUACCCGUGACGGUUUGGCGAUGUCCAUGUCUCGGAGCUGACACUGGAUGCGCUUGGGUCUCUGAUUGCAGCACCAGCAUGACUUGCUGUGUGCCGCUGGGGAGACAGAAAAUCAUCAGAGUCGACGUGCUGCGGAGUAAUCGGGCCUUGAGUCUGCUCUGAGAACCUGAUGGCCAGGUCGAUGUUGCGCUCGUUGUAGCGCUGCGGCUGCUCAGGCGGCGACCUGACAUCACUGACGUGCUGCAGCAGGUACUCGUCAUCUGUAUAUUGCUGGUCGUGAUGAUCACAGCCUGCUGUAUCCUCCUCACCGAUCAUGUCCGAUAAUGACAGGCUGUGCCUUCGAUUGUCACCGAAGUUGAACUUCUAUCCAGCCAUACACAGUGUCAACAACACAACGAGCAACAGUGAUUAGUACACGUGCGUUCACUUGUCUCCCUGAGCAAGCUAGGCAGCAGCAGCCUGAGCAUAUCCUUGGCCACACUACAGUGGAGCCUGGCACAGUCCGGGUUACACUGCAUGACACCCUAACAGUUUAAAUACUGGCAUGAUAUCUCUAAGUGUUUCAGGUGCAUGAAAGGAUCAACUUGCGUAAUGAAUCUCCCAUACCAACAUUAUGUUUGUAUUUGUCGUGACCGUGACUCGCUGUAGUCUCUCGCUGCUAAACUGUUCAUCUUGUGCAGGGGGGCUACUAUGCUAGCCGUUAUACUGCUUUCUAUACAAGGCUGAUAUUUUCUCUACCAGUUGGAGCUUUAGAGGAACUUGAAAAGUGUCUUUGCCCCAUUGCUCGAAUUCUCUGCGUUCUGUUUUCAAGUGUUGAAUUUUCCUUUCACCAUUGCUUUAUGAAUUGGCUGUAUAGUGUCCAAUGCUGUACUGUGGCACACACUGUGCUGUUAUCAUUAACUGCAUGCUUCCAGCGCAUUACCUCUAGGUGUGAGAAGACGUGUCGGAUAUCUGUAAGCUCCUGAGACAGAUCA
Sycon ciliatum is the source of this 1927-nucleotide messenger RNA. RefSeq names its product Fanconi anemia core complex-associated protein 24-like. Bases 254 to 907 code for a protein of 217 amino acids. The record is from RefSeq and is a predicted model, not a curated record. Gene Ontology annotation, cellular component: Fanconi anaemia nuclear complex. Gene Ontology annotation, biological process: interstrand cross-link repair. Gene Ontology annotation, molecular function: chromatin binding. Lineage: Eukaryota; Metazoa; Porifera; Calcarea; Leucosolenida; Sycettidae. The transcript has 6 exons.